AUGAUCGGCCAACUUCUUCCCCUCUCGGCGCUGCUCGGCCUCGCGGCUGGCGCGGCCAUCCCGACCAAUGACGGCUUCCCGAGCCCAAGCGCGCAGCAGGAGCUCAGCAUAGCCCAGCAGGCGGGCGGCUUGUUGCCGAACGGACCGGCGCCAACGUCGCUCGGCGCCAACAGCAUCACCGCCUUCCAGCUCAUCGCCUUCAACGAACUCUUCGAGACGGCCUACUUCAGCUCGCUGCUCGCAAACAUCACCUCCGGCGCGGCCGGCUACGAGGCCGAGAACAAGGAUGAGCUCAUCAAGAUUUUCACCACCGUGCUCGCUCAAGAGGAGCAGCACGCCAUCGCGGCCGUCGCGACGCUCAAGGGCGUCAACGCCUUCGCCCCCUCGGCCUGCCAGUACCAGUUUCCCGUCUCGAACCUCAAGGAUGCCAUCAACCUCGCCGAGACCUUCACCGCCGCCGUCCUCGGCGCGCUCCAGGGCGCCAACGUCAUCUUCGGCCAGGACGGAAACGUGCCGCCGAUCCAGAUCGUCUCCUCCGUCAUCGGCCAGGAGGGCGCCCAGAACGGCUUCUACCGCGUCUUCCUCGACAAGGUUCCGUCCGAGUCGCCCUUCCUCACCGCCGUGCCCGCGCCCUUUGCCUGGUCGGCCCUGCAGGCCUUUAUCGUGCCCGGCUCCUGCCCCUACGCCCUGAGCGACAUCGCCCUGCCCAUCUUCCCGGGCCUCAUGACCAACGGCGGUGCCGUCGCGGCGCUCGAGCCCAAGGACCAGACCCUCAGCUUCAGCGCCGACCUGUCGAGCUCCGAGGCGGCCAAGAAGUACGUCGGCAGCAGCAGCCUCUUCCUCACCUACACGACGGGCCAGCAGAUGCCCAUCAGCGUGCCCAUCACCGACGUCAAGUGGGACGGGUGCACCAUCAGCUUCAAGGCCAACUUCCCCUACACCGAGCAUGUCAUGCAGGGCUUCUCCCACGCGGCGCUGACGACGGCCAACAACAUUGCGAACCCCAACGCCGUCGUCGAUUGCGCCCUCGCCGGGCCCGCCCUCAUCCAGGUGAACAAUCCUCUCUGA
Molecule: messenger RNA, 1068 nt
Organism: Drechmeria coniospora
Lineage: Eukaryota; Fungi; Ascomycota; Sordariomycetes; Hypocreales; Ophiocordycipitaceae
Product: late sexual development protein
Exons: 2
Coding region: 1-1068 (355 amino acids)
Source: RefSeq, a predicted model, not a curated record